Molecule: messenger RNA, 4714 nt
Organism: Lates calcarifer (barramundi perch)
Lineage: Eukaryota; Metazoa; Chordata; Actinopteri; Centropomidae
Gene: blm
Product: BLM RecQ like helicase
Exons: 21
Coding region: 258-4499 (1413 amino acids)
Biological process (GO): double-strand break repair via homologous recombination; DNA replication; telomere maintenance
Cellular component (GO): nucleus; cytoplasm; chromosome
Molecular function (GO): hydrolase activity, acting on acid anhydrides, in phosphorus-containing anhydrides; four-way junction helicase activity; 3'-5' DNA helicase activity
Source: RefSeq, a predicted model, not a curated record
GUUUGUUAAAGAGGCGCAAAUUCAAUCCAUUGACUGUCUGCUUCAUAACCGAGUAGAGAGGGAAUAAAUGUUAGGGUUAAAUAAGUAAACAAGACUGUGUUAGGUUUGAUGAACUUAACUUUUAGCGGCACAACCAAAGCGCGAGCCUCUGGUCACUCCACUCAUCCCGUGUCGCGUGCAAUGCUGAAGAAAGUGGACAGUAUUGUGUGAGCUGAGCUUGGACAGCUAGCCGGCUAACACUCGCUAGCUCACCAACAAUGUCCAGUGUUCCACAAAAUAACCUGAAGGAGCAGCUGGCGAGGCACAGCAAUGCUGCUCAGAGCAAGUUGUCUCUGUCUAAACCCAAACCGGGGGCCUUUUCUUUCAAGAAGAAGUCCUCAAUGGGUACAACAAAGGUGGAAGUCCCAACCAAGGUAAUCAGCUCAAAUGUUUUGGCAAACAGGAAUGUCAAUGUCCCUAAGAGCAGUUUGGUGACUAAAUCUCCUUUGACAUUUUCAAACAAGAUUGAGAGACCUCAAAAGUCCAAAAUCAACAGCUUCUUCCCUGUAAGUUCAAAAGGCAAGUCAGACUCCAUCAGCCCAGCACGUAACUGUGCUCCUGCAGGCCAGACUCCUUCAGCAGGGUUUGAUGCGAAGGCUAAGGUGGCCACAACUCCAACUGACAGCCAAUUCACUAGCAGAUACAGCACCUCCACAAGUCUGGAUGCAUCACUUGGAUUCCCACUGGACAACUGGGAUGAUUUGGACGACUUUGAAACUCCUGCUAAAACAAAAAAUGACUCAUUUGGUUCAGAAGUACCAGGGAACAGCUCCAAGCUUGAUGCCUCUGUUAUGACACCAGACUUAAGCAACUGUUUUUCAAACAAGAGUGGUCUUUCCAGAAGUGAAAAGUCUUGUAAGGGAACAGAUGAAUUGGAACAAAGUGACAACAAAGCUGCAGUUUCACCAGAACCUAGUUUUAAUCAGGACCCAGAAGAGUUGUUUCUGGACAGUUCUCCUAUCAGAAUGCCCAGAAGACGUCCUCAUGCUCAUCUGAAGCCUGUCACAAGUGAUAGUGAAGAAGAAAAUGAUGCUGUGUCUGAGCCUUUUGAAGAGAGUACAGUCGAUAAGAAAAAAUUGAUUGACCCAAAGGUGAUAGAAGUUGGCGACCAGUCAGAGCCUGAAGAUGACCUAGACUACAUUCCCCCUUCACCCAUCCCAGAUGUAAUCUCUAAUACUACUUCUAUAUUGGAGACAAGAUCUAAAUCAGCUGGUACUGAAAGCAGAGACAGUCAAGUGUAUUCAAAGGGACCUACCACAACUCAACAUGAACCUUCUGUUCAACACUCAAAAGACAAAACAAAUGAGCAGCUUUUCCAUAUCAUGGAGUCCAUUUGUUCUCUAGUUGAUUGCAUCCCUGAACAUGAACUGAUAGCUCUGUCAUGUGGAAAUGAGCUCUUACUGAAGAGGGCUCAAAGGAAAAGGAUUCUUGCAGUUGGUGGCGACGCUUUGUUUAAGAUGCAGCAGCCAGACAGCACUGUGAUUUCUGAACCCAGCUCCAAAGAAAAAUCUUCUUUAAGCUGUGAUACGUCUAGUGUCAUGUCUUGCAGUGGCUCUGUCCCUGUGAACUCCAAGGAAGCUCUUCAGAUCAGGAGAUCUUCAAUCAUCUCUUUGGACUAUGACUCUGAUCCCUCUGACAGUAUUACCAAUGUGAAACCCUUGCACAGUAAAGACAGUGGGAAAUUAUAUGAGGAAAACAAGAGCAUCUGUGAUUCUCCAUCAGCCUGCAGCCUCACAAAACCAUCUUUUAAUUUCUCUAAGAAAACAAGCACAGAUGUGGAUGACUCAGAUCUCUUCUUCUCACCUAAGAAGUCAGAGACUGUUUCUCAAAAUAAAUCAAAUACACCAGCAACAACCACCGCUACCGAAGGCAUAGAACCAGACGACUUUUACUUUGACGACUUCGACAUAGAUGACUUUAACGACUCAGACAUCCCUGAUUACUUUGAUGAACCCUCAACUUCGUCAGUGUCUGCACAAAAGUCCAGCACUGUGAAAGAGGGGGGACCGAGCAAGUCCUCGUGGGAGAAGAAACCAACAACACCAGUGUCUGCACCCAAGCCUUCAAAGAUCUGCUCCCCUGAACCCACCUUCAGAAACCCGGCCCAUGAUCGGUUCAGAGGGUUCAACUUCCCCCACUCACAGGAGAUGAUGAAGAUCUUUCACAAGCGUUUCGGUCUUCAUCAGUUCAGGUUUAAUCAGCUAGAAGCAAUUAAUGCGGCGCUUCUGGGUGAGGACACGUUUGUUUUGAUGCCCACAGGUGGUGGGAAAAGUUUGUGUUACCAGCUGCCAGCUUGUGUGUCACCAGGAGUCACUGUGGUCAUCUCCCCACUGAAAUCACUCAUCGUCGACCAGGUCCAGAAACUCACUACGCUGGAUAUUCCAGCAACAAGUCUGUCUGGUGAUAAAAGUGACAGUGAAGCAGGGAGGAUUUAUAUGCAGCUCUCCAGGAAAGAUCCCAUCAUUAAACUGCUCUAUGUCACUCCUGAAAAGGUGAGUGCAAGUAACAAGCUGAUCUCCGCCCUGCAGAACCUGUACGAGCGAGGCCUUUUGGCUCGGUUUGUCAUAGAUGAGGCCCAUUGUGUCAGUCAGUGGGGCCACGAUUUCCGCCCCGACUACAAAAGGUUGCACGAACUGCGUCAGAAAUUCCCCAACGUGAGGAUGAUGGCUCUGACAGCCACCGCCACCCCACGCGUCCAGAAAGAUAUCCUCAACCAGCUGAAUAUGACUCGGCCGCAGGUGUUCACCAUGAGUUUCAACCGAACGAACCUGAAGUACGCUGUGCUGCCCAAGAAACCUAAAAAGGUUGACGAGGACUGCAUCAGCUGGAUUAAGAAGCACUACCCACGUGAUUCUGGCAUCGUGUACUGCCUGUCCCGUAACGACUGCGACGCCAUGGCCGAGAGUCUUCAGAGAGCGGGGAUAUUGGCUCUGUCGUAUCACGCAGGCCUGAGUGACGGGGACAGAGAAUACGUGCAGAACAAGUGGAUUAAUCAGGACGGCUGCCAGGUCAUCUGUGCCACCAUAGCCUUCGGCAUGGGGAUCGACAAGCCAGACGUGCGCUACGUGAUCCACGCCAGUCUGCCUAAAUCAGUGGAGGGUUACUACCAGGAGUCGGGAAGAGCCGGCAGAGAUGGAGAGAUCUCCCACUGUAUUCUCUUCUACUCCUACACCGACGUCCACCGCAUCAAGAGGAUUAUCAGCAUGGACAGAGAAGGUGACAGACACACCAAGGAGACUCAUUACAACAACCUACACAGCAUGGUGCACUUCUGUGAGAACAUGAUGGAGUGCAGAAGGAUUCAGCUGCUUGCGUACUUCGGGGAGUUCAAGUUCAACAAAGGUUUCUGUAAAGACCAUCCCGACGUCACCUGCGACAAUUGUUCCAAACCCAAUCAAUACAAGCUGAGAAAUGUCACAGAAGACGUGAAGAAGAUCGUGAGGUUCGUGCAGGAGAACUGCGAGAAAGUUGGAGCGAGGUUUGGCAGGACUGCUCAGCAAAACCGUCUGACGCUAAACAUGCUCGUGGAUAUCUUCCUAGGGACUAAAUCUGCCAAGGUACAGUCAGGGAUGUUUGGGAUGGGAGGGGCCUACUCCAGGCACAACGCAGACCGUCUCUUCAAAAAACUGGUUCUGGAUAAAGUUCUGGUUGAGGACCUCUACAUCACGGUCAAUGGCCAAGCUGUGGCUUACAUCUCUGCCGGACCAAAAGCCAUGAAUGUGCUGUCUGGACACAUGCAGGUGGAGUUCUAUGAGACGGAGAGCGCAUCUACCAUCAGGAAAAAUAAAGCCGCUGUGGCCAAGAACGUCUCUCAGAGAGAGGAGAUGGUUCAGCAGUGUCUGAAGGAGUUGACAGAUUUGUGCAAGCAGCUGGGGAAAGCGUUUGGCAUUCACUAUUACAACAUCUUCUCCACUGCCACCUUGAAAAAGAUAGCUGAGAAGCUUUCCUCUGACCCUGAAGUCCUCCUACAAAUUGAUGGUGUAACGGAGGACAAACUGGACAAGUAUGGAGCUGAAGUCAUUCAGGUCCUACAGAAAUAUUCUGAGUGGCAACUACCUGUGGGGGAGCAGACUGACAGUGGUAACGACGGGUGGAUAGACACAACACGAGGCCGCGCGAAUAUAGAUUACGACGACGACGAUGACGACACAGAGUCGUCCACCUACUUCCGCAAUGAGCCCGCUCAGGGACAGAAGAGGAAGAAAGCUCCAUUCUUCAAGUAUGCCAAGAAGAGAAAAGGAUAUGGCAACGCAAGCUCCAAUUCUAAAGGGCGUGGCUACAGCAGCAAUAAAUCGUGGUCAUCGUCCAGUUUCAGAGGUGGAUCAAAAGCCGCAGGUCGGGGAUCCAGGAGCUCAGCAGGAGACGCGUCAGCAGGCAGGAGACCAGGCUUCUUGGCCGCCCCAACCCCUCAAACCAACCAGAGGCCCUUCUUAAAGCCAACUUUUUCGCACCUGAGCUAGGGCUGUCUUCUGGGAAGCUCCUUAUUCACUACAUUUUCAAACCAGCUGGUGUUGGUAACUGUUGUAAAGUAUUUAGACAUUAUAUCACCAUUGUUUACUGAAACAGCUAGAAUUGUAUAUUUAUAUUCUGUACAGUUUUGUCAAAGUGUCUGUCAGAUGUUUUGUUUUUCACUGUCCAUUAUUUUUUUUAUAUUAAAGACAAAUUUUAUUAAUGA